Molecule: messenger RNA, 1108 nt
Organism: Talaromyces proteolyticus
Lineage: Eukaryota; Fungi; Ascomycota; Eurotiomycetes; Eurotiales; Trichocomaceae
Exons: 2
Coding region: 305-1108 (267 amino acids)
Source: RefSeq, a predicted model, not a curated record
CUGGGGUCCCGCAUCGAUCAAGGAUCACUAGAAAUCCCUAGGGCAGGCGAGAUUUGACACAGUGGACGCCAUCCUCCCUGUCCAAGGCGUCGCGGACGAGUUGUACUUCUUCCAAGACCUAGAGGUUGUCCGCAUCAAGUUAACAGCCAAGUCCGGAGGUGAUACGAUCAUCGAGGGCCCCAUCAAGACUCUAGACAAGUGGAAGUCCCUGGCCGGGACGACGGUGCCUGGCGUUCCCAACGAGGCUUAUCUGUUCAGCGGGCCCAACUACGUCAAGAUCGACGUGUGAAGGACAAGAUCAUCUAUGGGCCCCCGGGAGAUUGUUAAAGAAUGGCCCGGUCUGGCCAAGACGGGCUUCGACUCAGUAGAUACCGCGUUGCAGGUCCCUGAAGAUAAAGCCAAGAAGCCAGGAGAGACCUACUUUCUUCCGAGCAGGCCAAUAUGCGUGUGUGCAGGUCAUUCCGUCCAAACCGGAUGUCUUGCACCUCCAACGCAGACUCAAUCUCCUUCGCCGGAGCAGCCUGCUUCUCAACCUCAACCUCCGGCCCAGAAUCAGCCUCCCACGGAAGCCCAACCUCCUAAACCUCCGAUAGCCGGUCAACACAUGCAGAGGCCCAUGGACCGCGUGGGGAAGGGCUGGUUUCAUGAGGUCCAAAACGUGCCAGUUACAGGCAUCGAGAUUUGGGAGGGCUUUUGGUACGCGAUCGAAUACUGGGAAAUUCGCAAAGUGCAGAUUACGUGGGAAGAUGGCCAUCGGAGGGUGUUUGGCACCGAUCUACGUGCCCAGCGGUAUAAUUCUUUCAAGCUCAAUCCUCGAGGCAGGGAGCGCAUCACAAACUUCACCACGAGAAUUGGGGAGACGGAACCAUGUAAGCAUCUAAACCAACCGGAGCCACCCCUGUGCGGUUGGUUCGGCUGGUGGCAUCUCCUACUCCUGGGAGCUGGGGAAUGGGAUCCUCCUGGGAUUGCUCCGAGGAUAUUGCUGGCCGCUGUAGAUUGUGCAGAUGGGACCUAUUUGGGCUCGGUGAUCUUGGGAAAGGAGAGUCCAGAGUACACAGCAGUAGAUCCAGGGCUUGUCGUAAUAGCUGUUCGCCUAAUCAUUCACUAA